CGUCGUCGUUGGUGUUGAUGCUGCCUUCAUAAUCACUAGUGUUGAUUUCCUGCCUUUGUAAGUGGACCAUCUUUGUAUUAAUAUAAGUAUUACUACAUUUUGUUAACAGACUCUAUGAAGCUUCAGUUCCGAUCAAGCAAUUUCACAGAAGAUGGACAAAAGUUCAUCCUUGAUGUAGGCGAUGAACUGAAAACGGACGCCAAGGUACAAGAAGUCAAAGAUGCGCCGAUAUAUGUGGCUAUUACCGGCCCGAACGUUAUUCCGUAUUGUGGUGACUUCGAACUGUUCGCACACUAUUCAUGGUCUAACGGCGUACCUGAAGUUUUCCAAUGGGCCGUUCAACGAAACGACAGCAUAAAGAUUAGUGAUAAGGAUCCCUUAGGCAUGGAGAUCAAACGCACAAGCGGAUCCACGUUGAAUCUUGCUUCGGAACUUUUCGAUUAUGGCGUCCGGUACACAUUUACACUCAAGGUCGGACAAGGGAAAAAUGCGGGGGAAGCAAGCCACCAGCUAAUUCGGCAUGAGAAUCCAGGCCCGAUGGUACUUCUUUAUAGUACGACAAUGCUUCAGCUCGAACCCGUGACCGUCUCGCAGUCCGAUAUCAUCAUUUAUGUCGAGACAAUCAUCCCUGAUACGGAGCGCUGCCCAAAUGAUACGUUCCAUGAAAUCAAAUACUCCUGGCGAGUUGAUAGGCCGGACGUCAAAUUGGACCCUUGUAGUCUCGACAGCGGUACAGUCUAUCGCGUACAGCCAUACGCACUACCACCGAACGCAAACGUAACCUUCACAAUACGCGCGUACAUGUACGAGAUUCGUGAUAAUGGAGCGGAAACCAUUCACCAGCUGGAGUUUCAUUCCGAGUCGAGUGUAUCAAUAAAAGUAGCGCCUGCAAAGCUCCAGGCGGUACUGCGGGGAACUCCGCAACGUGAAGUCGGCGACGGAACGGCAUCGAAUCACUACUCGUUGAUCGUGGACGCAUCGCCGUCGAGUCACCCCACGAUACCAGUCUCCUAUCUUUGGAGCUGUAUCGAUGAUAAGCAACAGCCGUGUUACGACUUCGGUCCUCGGGCAACUUCAGAGUUGCUUGUUGAUCCAACAAUUCACAAUGGGCCCGUGCUGAACAUCAGUACCGAAGGACUUCAGCCUCACCAAACCCUGAAUUUUUCCGUUACCCUUUACCGAGCAGACAAUGGAAGCGCCACAGAACCGUCAACGGCUUUCGUAAUUGUCAACACACUCGACCAUAUCGCUCCAAUGGCAUGGUUACAUGAGGUACGCGUUCGCGAUAGUCCUGUAUACGAAAUCGAUAAAGCCAAUGGAGCGUUUGUCAUCCCCGCCGGACAACCUGUCGUGCUGCACGUCAAAUUUCGCUUCGUGCAUAUCAAUCGAGUGCAAACACAUUGGGACGUCGACGGAUUUCCGACCAGUCAUGGAGCGAUCGGGUUUCGAUCGGGUCACGAGGGUGAUUCGUUCCUUUCGCUGCCUGAAGGGUCAACAAUUGCCCAUGGACAAUACCGAAUCAAAAUGCGUAUUUGUGAAGGGGCUCAACAUUGUACGCACUUGCGGAUCAGCCUCUUCGCUAAACCAGGUGUUUCCCUGUGCAGAUUGACCCUGCCUCUGUUCGAGGAGGUUUUAGAGGCGUACAACCGUUCGGAGGCUCACGUUUUAGGGUGUUCGAUUCCUCUCGCUAUUCAUCCACUCACUUAUCAAUUAUUCGUUCAACGAGAGAACAAUAGUUGGAUACCUGUAUCGACCGUUCAGCAUUCACCACUAAUUCCAUUUUACGUUCCAUUGCCUAUUCAGAAUCAGACCACUUUGGCUGUGGCCGUUUGUGAUCGGUUUGAGCAGUGCUCCUAUUUUUACAACAAAUCUGUUCCCACAGUGGAAAGCUAUAAUGAAACAUACAGUAAUCAAGAGAUGUUCGCCAACAUACAUCGGCUCGUUGCUGCAGAACGUCACCUUGAAGCAGCUGCAAUUCUUGUUUCGAUAUCCCUAGGUAGGGAUCAUCUUAACGAAUCAACGUUAACUCCGGCGGAGAAAAGAGAGAUCUUUGAAAGCAACGAACAACUCCUGACGUCGGUAUUUGUAAGCACGUCAAAAAAGGAUCUCUCACCUGGAGAGAUUAAUCUUAUGUAUGAAUGCAUGAAACUAGUCAUGCGCGGGGGGAAUGUCGACCAAAAGGCAGGAGCUAUCGAAGCCACUGGCGCAAUAACUGAUCAGGUUCUUUAUAACAAAAUUGAGGUAACUUUAAUAGCAAUGGAAGAAGCUUAUAAGGCCGUUAGGCGUUGUGGCCAGCAACAGAAGCAUGAUCCCCAAAUAAAGCGGAACGUCGAAUACGCCCAGAAAAUUAUCGAAACUGUAAUCGCUUCUCGACUGCCUAAGGGUCAAUCCGUGCGAAUCGUGUCGGAUAUAACGACAAUUAUUCAGCAUCGCUUUACAACACGAGAGCCAAUCAUAUUCCCCAAUACGGCGCCCACCAACUCCUCGAGACAGGGCGUACCUGACGCGGUUAUUCACUUCAAAAAAAAUAUCAAUAACAUGUUCAAUAACUGGCAAUGUGGCAGUUCGCCUAAGGAGCCCAGAAUAUGCAACGCGGUCGUGGUUGUGGUUAACAUUUACCCGUACAACCCGUUUUCUGAUUCUACCCGGGGCACUAUGAUCUCGCCGGUAGCAUCGAUUACCUUCCGAAAGCCUGACACAGGUGAAGAACACAAAAUUAGCGGGGUUAAGGAUGCAAUACACAUUUACUUUCGGCAAACGGCGAACUUCACGAAGACCGCGGGGUAUAUCUCCUCGUGUUAUCGCUGGCACGAAAGGAAUGAGGAAUGGGACACAGAAAUGGUAAAGCUGCUUGGCACCGUCAGUAAUGUGAUACAAUGUGCCACCGAGGGUACGGGUUCUUUCAUGGUCUUCAACGAGAAAGAAGGCCUGUCCACAGCAGCGAUCGCCGGAAUCGUCGUGGCCUGCCUAAUGUUCGUAUUCAUUGUGGCGGCUGUUAUGAUGUUUAUGAUGCACAAGAAACAACAGGAGGCCGCCUUGAAAAGCGUUCGGUCUAAUGGCCAUCACGCCUCGAAGAUUUCAGCUGCCGGCAGUCAAGCGAAGGGCAAUGCAGUUGCUCCAUUAAGUUAAAGAAUUGUCGGAGAA
Molecule: messenger RNA, 3144 nt
Organism: Varroa destructor (honeybee mite)
Lineage: Eukaryota; Metazoa; Arthropoda; Arachnida; Mesostigmata; Varroidae
Source: RefSeq, a predicted model, not a curated record